This is a messenger RNA of Erigeron canadensis, 809 nucleotides long. Its product is annotated as 17.3 kDa class II heat shock protein-like. The record is from RefSeq and is a predicted model, not a curated record. Lineage: Eukaryota; Viridiplantae; Streptophyta; Magnoliopsida; Asterales; Asteraceae. The coding region runs from base 88 to 594 and encodes 168 amino acids. Gene Ontology annotation, biological process: response to hydrogen peroxide; protein folding; response to salt stress. The transcript has a single exon.
UCCUUUCAUUCACAAUCAAAAUCAAAUUAAAUAAUUCGAAAAAUUCAUAUAUCGCUUUCAGUAAUCUAAACAGAAAAUACAAUCGAUAUGGAUAUCAGUUUAAUGGGAUUGGACACUCCUCUGUUUCUACACAAUCUUCAUCAUAUCCUCAACGCUGCCAAUGAUUCCGAUAUCAAAACAUCAUCAUCAAACAACAAUAGCAAUGUCGGGGAACCGGGUCGGGCUUACGUCAGAGACGCAAGAGCAAUGGCGGCAACACCAGCUGAUGUGAAAGAAUACCCGAACUCAUACGUGUUCAUAAUCGACAUGCCCGGUUUGAAAUCUGGAGAUAUAAAAGUGCAAGUUGAAGAUGAGAAUGUUUUGGUGAUAAGUGGAGAAAGGAAAAGAGAGAAUGAACAAGGAAAAGAAGGUGUCAAGUAUGUACGGAUGGAGAGGAGGAUUGGAAAAUUUAUGAGAAAGUUUUCGUUGCCAGAGAACGCGGAUACGGAUAAGAUAUCUGCGGUUUCUCAAGACGGAGUUCUUACUGUUACUGUUGAGAAAUUGCCUCCGCCUCAGCCUAAGAAGCCCAAGACCAUUCAGGUUCAAAUCGCUUAGACCGAUUGGGCCUGAAAUCGGAACGUUUAGGUGUUGCUGGUGAUGUUUUAAUGAAGAUAAGUUGGAUGUUAGUUUUCGAUUAGAUUUUAUUUUGAGUAAUCUGGUUUGUUUGUUUGGGUUUGCACUGUUUUGUUAAUGGUGUUAAUGUGAUGUAAUCCAACUUAUUUGUGUGUGGUUUUCUACCCAAUUUCACAAGCUUGCUUCUUGUUUGGUAA